CCGCAGUCUCUGGUCAUCUCAUGUACUAUGUCCGCAGUCUCUGGUCAUCUCCUGUACUAUGUCCGCAGUCUCUGGUCAUUCCCUGUACUGUGUCUGCAGUCUCUGGUCAUCCCUGUACUAUGUCCACAGUCUCUGGUCAUCUCCUGUACUAUGUAUGCAGUCUCUGGUCAUUUCCUGUACUAUGUCUGCAGUCCAUUGGUUCAGAAUACUUUUUUUCUUGUUUUCCUCCUUUAAAAUCUAGGUGCGUCUUAUGAUCAGGUGCGUCUUAUGGAGCGAAAAAUAUGCUAAUUUUUUUUUUUUCACUUGAUGUGAUUCACUAGA
This is a messenger RNA of Staurois parvus, 321 nucleotides long. Lineage: Eukaryota; Metazoa; Chordata; Amphibia; Anura; Ranidae. The record is from the annotation of a GenBank genome assembly.